Molecule: messenger RNA, 469 nt
Organism: Cladocopium goreaui
Lineage: Eukaryota; Dinophyceae; Suessiales; Symbiodiniaceae
Source: the annotation of a GenBank genome assembly
CUAACUCCGUCGAUUUUGAAUGCUCAUGGUGUGACGAUGCCCGAAGAGAGCAGAGGUGUUGAGGAGGACCGAGUGUUGAACUUCAGAGGAGCACAAUGAUAGAACCGACCGAUGUCACUUUGACUGUCCGGGAGAGUGAUUCCAUCGAAGCUUCGAAGGAACAGCUCUUUGGGGAUGAUGAGGACCUAACUGACCUUGCUCCAAAACCCGAAGUCAUUGGAGCACAAUCUGGUGAAGAUCCGUCCACCUCCACACAGGAAAGUAAAGAGAUCGAGGACAUCUUGGAGGUGGGAACCUCUGAGGCCAGAGACAAGAGUGGCAGUAAAAAGAGAGCUGCAAAGAAAAAGUCCAAGAAGAAUGUUGCUGUCCAAGUGAGCCUUGACACGUGGCAGAACGGCAUACGGUUUUGAACUCGACUGAUAACCGAUCAACAGGACCCUGGAGAAACUGCGGAUGCCCGAGAUGUUUU